CACUCUGCUUCUGCUCGCUGGCAACCACUCCUUAAUUACGGUUCUCUGUCAUCUUCUUCCGGGUAUUGUUUAUUUUUCUUCCGAAGCAGCUCUCUCUUCCUUAUUUGCUUAAUUUGUCACUCUCCACAAUGUUCUGGACCAUCGGCUGCAUUUACGGGGCAUCCUCCGUGAUGCUUGGUGCGUUUGGAGCCCACGGGUUGAAAAAGCACAUCAGUGACCCAGCAAGGCUCGCAAACUGGUCGACCGCUGCUCAAUAUCAGUUGAUUCACAGCGGCGUACUUCUUCUCGCAGCAGCUGCUGCCCCAAAGAACAAGGUUGCUGCUGUACUCUUCACUGCUGGGAUGACGAUGUUUAGUGGUAGCAUCUAUCUGCUCGUUCUAGACCCCCAGCGUUUCAAGGCUUUGGGACCUGUAACUCCGCUGGGAGGCAUGUGUUUGAUUGCCGGAUGGGCAGCUCUCGCGUUUGGCAGCCGAGGUCGAUUUGUUCAGUGAAGCAGUAUGAAUAUAAAGGGAGUUUUGGGUUGGGUUCUUUAUGUAUCAAGUCUUACCGGAAUACUCAUCUCUGCACUACUACUGCUACCACUA
Messenger RNA from Cladophialophora immunda, 584 nucleotides. RefSeq lists its product as uncharacterized. Lineage: Eukaryota; Fungi; Ascomycota; Eurotiomycetes; Chaetothyriales; Herpotrichiellaceae. The transcript has 3 exons. The record is from RefSeq and is a predicted model, not a curated record. The coding region runs from base 129 to 491 and encodes 120 amino acids.